Molecule: messenger RNA, 8025 nt
Organism: Hydractinia symbiolongicarpus
Lineage: Eukaryota; Metazoa; Cnidaria; Hydrozoa; Anthoathecata; Hydractiniidae
Exons: 14
Coding region: 4876-8025 (1049 amino acids)
Biological process (GO): protein phosphorylation
Molecular function (GO): protein kinase activity; ATP binding; protein binding
Source: RefSeq, a predicted model, not a curated record
GAAUCAGAACAAACGGAAGUCAUGUAUUGACUGUUUCUGUUUCUUAUGCAGCUUUCAGUGUGACAUCUUUUUUAAAGAUUUUCGUUGUAGUUAUGGGCGACAGUAUUCCAGUAAAAAUAUGUAAAUUCUAAAGACAUUCUAUUGGCUCUUUGUGUUUCUUAUGUAGUUUGCGGCGACAUUCUGAAACACUUUUCUUCAGUGUGGCAUCUUUUUUGGAGCGUGGGCUCUGAUAGUAUGCGACGACAUUAAAAAUGCGUUAGCUUCCCUGGACCCCAGCUGUUCUGGUAACUCACUUCACUCGCACUAAAAUCUCAAAAUCUCUCACUAUGCCACUUUCAUUUUUUGCAACGUCGAUAAUUUCUAGCGCUGUCUAACAGCGUGACGUCAAUAACACAUAACGUCGAUAUCCUAUAUUAAGUAAGUAAACAUUUAUUUACCUAAGAAAUGACAAUUUACAUUACUAAAAGAAUAAAUUAGCAAUUAGGAAGGAGACUUUCCCGAUAGCCAAGGCUAAACAAAGGAGAAAGCCACCAAGAAAAAUGUGAAAUAUUUUCAUAUGUCAGUAAAUGCUGUAAGUUUACAAAGAUUAAAAUGAAAAAGCAUUAUUGAUUAUAAUUAGUAUAAAUGAAAAUUCAGUACCAUAUAGUCAAAUAGAAAAAAGUAAUGAGACAAAAUAAUGAAGAGGAAAGCUAGUUGAUGUAUUGACUCAUGUAGAAACUUGUAGCUAGGGAUUUGAUUGUGCUUAAUUUACAGUUUGUGAGGUUAGUAUCAGGAUAAUUUCUUUGCAGAUUGUUCCACUGUAAUGUGGAGAUUUUAGAGAAUGAAAAAGAUCCAAACGUCGAUGUGUUAACUGUUGGUUCAAUAAGCAAACCAAUUGUGUUACAUCUAGUUUCAUGAGAGUGUGAGAUUCGAUCAAAUUUGAGUGAGGUAAGUGUGUUAGAUGGGAGGUUAGAGUUUAGGAAUUUGUGGAUAAAUUGAAUGUUAAGGACUUUAACUAGGUCGAAGAAUUUAAGAAUUCCAAGUUCUGCAAAUAUAGGCAAAGAUGGGGAUUAAAUUAAUGAAGCCAUUACAGUGCACUUUAAACUUUGAGGCCAAAUAACUUGGAAACAAAAAAAUUUAAAACGAGGUAUUUUUUUCUCCCAAGGGCCUUAAUCGACUAGUCCACUUAAAAUUUUAUGAACUUCAUAUUCAACUUGUUGCAAAAUUAAAUAAGCAAAUCAAAAUAUAUCAAAACACGCGCGCUACCAUAAUGGCAGCCAAAAACUUCAUUUGUAAAAUCAGAUGAAGAGGACGUAGCUAAGGAAGAUAAAACAUGGAAGUAGCUAGCUAGUCUAGUCUUUAACUAUGCUUUAAUAAAUUAUAUCUCAAGAAAGUAGUGCCCUAGACCUUUAUAAAUUUGAUUGUGCAAAAUAAAUAGAACUUAUUUUGUGCGCAGCUUUGAUUUUAUUAAGUGUUCAUGUAUAACCCACCAUGGGUUAAUAGGUUUCGAUUGUUUCUUGAAUUUGUAGCUAUAUACAGAGUUUCCACCGAUUCAGUGAAAUCAGGGAAAGUCAGGGAAUUUUAUCUGUGUUUAAGGAAAGUCAGGAAAAAAGACCCAUUUUGGGGGAAAGUCAGGGAAAAGUCAGGGAAUUUUUUGUCUUUUAAGUUGACUUAGACUGAUAGCUCUUCUUAAUAAUUGUUUUGAUAAUUACUGACAGGCUCUGUUAGUCAUUCAGUGGAACUAACAUACUCUUGACCAUUUUAUGUAGUAUAUGAAUUAAAGCUCUUGUAAGUUACACUGCGACAAAUACGGUUAAACGGUUUUAGUUAAUUUGUUUUUCUGCUUGGGUGUAGAAUUUCUUGAAAAAGUCAGGGAAAGUCAGGAAAUUUGACCUCAAAAUGUCAGGGAAAGUCAGGAAAUUUGAUGCCAUAUUUUUGGUGAAACCCUGUAUAUAGGUAUUUAUUCUGACAUGAGACAUUAUGCAGUCUAUUGCUACAAAAUGUGUUAGUUGCUGUGAUAUGAUAUCUUUUACGGUAUAAGAAAUAUAUAUCUUGAGAUUGGAAUGAGUGAUUUACCAAGACCUGUAGAGAAACUCCUACGAAGCUUUUAAACUUCACUGUAUUUAGCAAUGAAUUUGUUGAAAAGUGCUUGUAUUGCUUAAAUAAUAUCAAUUUUGGUUAUAAACUGUUCUUAAUCUUCCAUAUGAAGCCUAAACUUUGCUGUCUUUUGUUUAAAAAAUGUUAAACAUCCUCUUUUCUUUCCGCGAUUCCAUUUGUCUUCUCUUUCUUACAAAAUAAAUCUACAAAAACAUUUGAAAAAGGACAUGGUAUGUAAAUGAAGUAUAGCAACGUUUUGAUGAUAUUAUUGAUGCAAGACAUGUUUGUUAGCUAGCAUCAUAAAGCCAACCACACCAACAACAACCUAUUAGCUAGCUAGCUCGGAAUUUAUAAAUAUGUAGCCAUGUUCUUUAUACCUAGCUAAGUCUCCAGUUUAUAUUCAACUGAGCAGCUAUAGCUGCUGUAGCUAGCUUAUGUUAGCUUCAAACUUGACAUUCCAAGUACCUAGCUAACUUGUGAUUUUUAUGUUGCUUUUUACAUGUAAGAGCUACCGUAGUUAUCUUAGUGGUCUUUGCUAAGAAUGUGGCUGUAACUUAUUUCACUUGACAUUUUAAGCUUAGAUUAACAAGCCACAACAACUUUUAAAAAAGAAUAGUUUAAGGACUGUUUUUAAGCAAAUAAUGUAUUUUUCACAUUUUGUGUAUGCAAAUAAUGUAUUUUUCACAUUUUGUGUAACUAAACUUAUAUAUAGAUCGGUUACAUGCAAUAUGAGAAAACUAUUUUUAUUUAAAAUGUAGUAAUGGUACCUUAAGUGUAGUGAUUUUUGUUGUUCUAGAUGUUCUGACUAAAAUGUUUUUGUUUAUGACAAUUUGUCUUAUUUAAGAAAACUUUUUUGAGGGAGUACAACACCGAAAAGACCUGUGUUUUUUAUAUAAUUCUUAUUUGACAGAUGUUUUUGACAUUAUGGGGAAACUUUACGUAGCUUUUUCACAUUUUUGAUUUUGUUGCAGUAUUGACAUGGGUUGUUUAUUAUAUAUUUAUAAUUAUUUUUUUUUGGGAAAGGCAAUGGAAGGAUUCACAUUUUUUACCCUAAAUAUAAAAAAUGUACAUGAAAGGCUGGGGUAAAUUUUCAUUUAUAUAUAUAAAUACAUAAUGUAUAUAAUAUAUACAAACUGUUCUGUGUUUUUUGAAAUGUUAUGUGUUAGAAUCAUGCAAUAUACCGAAAGAAUUAAUUUUUGUAGAAUUUUACUUUACACCUUGCAAGGCAUUCCAGUUUUUAUAUUAAAAUGAGAAAUUCAAUUGAUAUUAUAUAUACAAAAUGUAAAAUUCCCACAAAAUUCAUCAAAAGUUAUUAACCCUGAAAAUUUUAAACAUUUUCCUGGUUCUUUUUUUUGACUUGCGAAGUUCUUUUUCUGCAAAGAUUUCUAAAAAUAAAGUACAGAAAUACUUAUUUUUAAAAUGUAAAUUUAUUUUCUUCCAAAUUAUGGUUUUGACAUAUUCAUGUAAGAGUUUGUGGGCAAAGACAUAAAUCAGCAUGCUAAAAAACUGACGUUUGUUGACGUAGAAUUACUAAACACAACCGUUUUUUACAUUUUGUGUAAACUUUUGUGCAUAUACACCAAAAGAGUUAGCUACUUUGUUGAUUUUGGUUUUAUACUCUUUGUAAGCUAUUGUUUUCUUCUUUUUGACAUUCUGGAUUAACUUAUUGUUGUAGAAGGCAUAUACAAUAUGCAUAUAAAAAAAUUGGAAUUUUGCAAAUUUCUGUUUUACCACUCAAUUUUCACAUUUUAUAUAAAUUCUUCGGGACAGGAUGGUAUGAAAUAGACCAAAAUACCUGAUCUUAGUUGUUUUUAAUAUACAGGCUGUGCCUUGUGAAACUUUAAGGUGAAGAUUUUGUGUAAGAAAAUGGCAUGACAUAUACUAAUAGAACUGAUUUUUGUUGUUUUAGAUGUUAUAACUAAAACUUUAUAUAUAUAUAUAUUUAUGUUAGAUGUUUUAUAAAAUAAAAGAUAUCCAAUAACAAAGAAUAAAGUGUAUAUAUAUAUAAUAUGUCAACUACGUUGGUUAAAGCUCUAGGCUAAUAGUAACCAAUGCUAGUGCUAGUGUAGCUAGCUUAAUAUAAAAUCCAAAUUAAUCCAAUAGGUAUAAAUUAAAUGCCAUUUUCUAGUCAUUUAACCAAAAGUUCAUAAUUUGCCUAUUUGACAAGUUAAUUUGACAAUUAAUGAAGCUAAACAAACUAAAUGUGCAUCACUUUGCUGGAAAAUUAAAAUUAUCUCUAAACUAACCCCGUUUUCCAUGUUAGUAUGUCUCUUCUGGCCGUGUAUUUUGUGGAAUGAAAAUGGAUAUUGAAAUAGGUCUUUUGUUAAAAUUGUAUUUAAUAAACAAAAAUGAAAAGAAUGUUUCGUAGUUUUUACUGAAAUUCUGAAACAAUCUCCAACUUACAUCUUACAUAAGAAAAUUAAAGGGCAUGCCUUGACAAAAACUUCAUUGUUUCAGAGAUAAUUUAUCAUUUUGUAUGUAUUAAACAAUGGGUGUAAAAAUAGAAUACAUAUAACACUACCAAAAUCUUAUUUGAAAGUGAUAUAUAUACUGCAUAAAAUUCUAUAGUUUUCAGGCCUUUUCAGGAAAAUUUUAAUACGUGUGUGCCAAAAAGCACGCCUCAAGUUUUUUAGGUGUGUUUUUGGGUGUGCUGCACUGGUUAACUUCUUAUAAAAUUUGUCAUUUUGCAGGUGCUAUCAAUUGCUCAAAUCUAAGUAUUAUUUGCUUAUAAAAUCUGUUCUUUAGUUGUUCUGUCUCUAGUGGUGAAAUUAUUUUUGUAUUUUUUUUAGUAAAUUCAACAUGUUAAGAAGUACUAGAUCAUCAAGAAGGGACAGGACUUCAGACUUUGAAGACGCCAAAACCUGGAUACUAAACCAACAAGACAGACCAGAGUUAUUUGUGGCCUAUAUUAAUGAAGAUAUUGGAAAGGGUGUGUUCACUAAAGAAAGAAUUCCCAAGAAUACAUUUUUAGUGGAGUAUGCAGGGGAAAUAAUAACAAAAAAAGAAGGAGAAAUUAGAGAAACUAAUUAUGAAAAGGAGGGUUGUUUCCUGUACUUCUUUGAGGAUAAUUUCCAAAAAUAUUGUAUCGAUGCUACAAAUUCCCAAAACAGAAUUGGUAGAUAUGUGAAUGACUCUCCAAAAGGAAACUGCAGGGUUAAAAAAAUCCAUCUUAAUGAUCGAAUACACCUUUGUUUGUAUUCAAAUCAAGAAAUCCCAUCUGGAACUGAACUCAGAUAUGACUACUGUGCUCCGAACUUGUGGUGGCGUCAGCAGAAUAAAAAGACGAAAAUGCCAUAUACAGUUGCUGAUUUAAAAGAUGCAGAAAUUCAUGAAAAGUUGCCUGAUAUCUCUAAGUAUGAAGUUUUUGAUUUGAACAUGUCAAUAAACCUGUCACACAAAAUUGAUGAAGGAAUGUCUGCCGUUGUUUAUAAAUUGCUACAACAAAAAAGAUGUGCUGCUGUCAAGUGUUUUAAACAAAAAGUAACCAAGAAGAAUUUAAUCAGUAUAGCUGAACAGUUACGUAAAUUGAAGCAUGAGAAUAUUGUACAAUUUCUGGGCUAUAGUGUUCAACCAUCUGCUUUUCUUUUUGAAUUUUGUGAAGUAUGUCUUGAAGGUGAGAAAGUAAACAAUUUGCGUCAGUUAUUAUCAGUACAUAAUAGCAAUGACAAUUUUGUCCUUGAUGAAAGAUUAAAUUACAUCCAGCAAGCUACGAGGGGACUGAUUUUUUUGCAUGAAAAUAACAUAGUGCACCGGAAUUUUAAACCUACCAAUCUACUAGUGACUAACAAAAAUAAACAUGUUCAAAUAAAAAUUACAGACUUUGAUGAAAUGGUUAUCUUGCAACAAACUAUCACAAGCACCAUCACUUUUAAUAAUCUUAGAGGCAUGACCCUUGCCUAUACAGCACCUGAAUUGUGUUCCAGAGCUGCAAAAAAGCCAUCAAAAGCAACAGAUACUUAUUCCUUGGCUAUUUCGUGCUAUGAAAUAAUGUCUGAUCUUCAUUCUCCGUGGCAAGAUGUUUUACCUUUGCUGAACGAUGAAUUGCUUUUACAAGCUCUAAAAGAUGAUUUAAGACCAGAUAUUAGCCAUGUAUCAAAAUUGUACAAUUUACCGCAUUGUGAAUUAGUCCUGGAUCUUAUAUCGAAAGCUUGGAGUCCUGAAUUUGUGGAAAGACCAAGUGCUUUAGAGUGUCUGAAUCUAUUUACUGAUAUGAGAAAUUCACUGGAAAGUGAGUUAACAGAGGAUACAAAAAGACAAUUGUUGCAUAUUCCGCGUAUGAAAUCAGGAAGUGAGGCAGGGGAUGUUGAAGUGAUAAAGAAUAAUAAUAAGGCUGCUGAAGAAGGAAUUGUCCCAUGUAGUCCACUGCAGAGUAAUCAAUCGUCACCAAGGGAUACAAAAUUGGUGAGCGAAGUUCUUGAAUCUGUUCAAAAAAUCUCUCCGGUUAUGCAAAAUGUGAAGAGUUACAUGGCAGAUUUUAAAAUUACUCAGCGAAGUGAGGAUUGUGGCAAUUAUGUCAAAAAUUCUCUUGAUUUCGAUGAUUCUGACGAUUCCACCAAUAACGAGAUGGCUCCUGGAAUUCCUAUAUCAGACAUAAUUAGAAAUAUCUAUGAUAAACACAAGAUGACUGCGGAUCCAUCAAAAAACAUGAAUUGUCAAAAGUCAAUUUCCAAUGACUCUGCUCUUUUGAUUGACGCUGACCUGUCUGUUCUAAACACAGACUCAGAAAAUGAAGACAGUGCUAAUGAAGAGAUUAACAAGGAAUUAAAUAAAGACCUUCUACCCUCCAUAUCCAAUGUCGCUAAUCUAAAUGCUAAGACAAUUACCUUGAACUCUUGUGAAAAGAAACCCCUAACGAAAAAUCAAGCAACACAGAGAAAGAAAGGGAAAGCGUCCGAAAGACCCGGAAGAAUUUGCAUUUUUUGUAGGAGAAUGCAGACUCACACUAAACUCUCAAGGCACAUAAGGCUUUGUCAUGAACUGGAGCCAAGGGUAAAGCACGCCAUGAGUUUAUCAAAGCGACAGAGGAUUGGAGAAUUCAACAAAUUUAGAAGGGAAGGAAUCCUGUGCUACAACAAAGAGCAGGCACGGUCUGAAAAUCCUAUCUAUCAACGAGAAAGAAAAGGAUUGAAAUGGAAAAGUACAAAAUCGUGUGGCUCCUGCAAUGCCUUUAUUGCAACCAGAGGCUUUAGCAAACAUUUAAAAAGAUGUCAGAAAAAUCAUUGCCGCAGCAUUAUUAGUGUACCAACGUCAUUACUUUCCGUCCCGGAGAGUGAGGAUCUUGACGAGGAUUUUAAAACAAACAUACUAGCUAAAUUACGUGACAAUAAAGUGGGCAGAUUAUGUUGUAAAGAUAAACUAAUAUUGAAGGUUGGAUCUGUAUUUUAUUGGCGAACAAAGAGAAAAACAGACAAAGCUGCGCAAGUAAAGAAAACAGUUAGGCUGGAGAUGAGGCGAUUGGGACACCUUUAUUUGCAUUUCAAGGAGAGACCUGGACUCACUGCCCGUUACAACAAUGGUAAUGACAUGUUUUUAAGAUGUAAUUUUGAUGGUCUUAGAGAAGCCAUUGAUUUAUACUCGACAACCGAAGGUGGGAAAUUAAAGCCGGGUUUGAAACAAAAUCUACUGUAUUUGAUAAAGAGAUCAGCAAAGGUAAUGAAAGCUGUUUAUAUGGCUAAGUCUAUGGAUGACGAAGCUAAGGAAGUGGGGUCAUUCACUGAUGUCCUUGAACUAUGGGAAGAUUUUAUCUUUGGAGACUCGCAGUACGAACUAAAUAAGAGGCGCCAAAUAAACUUGCGGCGUCCAGAGAAUCUACCAAAUGAGGGUGAUGUGACAUUGGUGAGAAACGAAGUCGUUUCAACUAUAAAGUCCCUAACAAGUGACAAGUUUUUGCUUUUUGACGAAUCCAUGUUUGUUCGACUCCGAGAUAGUGGACGCGGCUUACAGUAUUAA